AUGAGUUGUUUGGAUUUGACAUAUUUAAUGGAACAACGACUUCGAUACACACAUAUUAGAGAUGAAUUAGAAAUGUCUCAUCUUUUAAGUGAAUUUCGACGAAAAUGUGAAAGAUGUUUGAUGAUAUCAGAUGGUGAAGAAAGUGACGAUUCAGAAUCAACGAAAUCAGAAGCAGAAGAAGGAGAAGAAGAAGAAGAUAUUAGUAAAAGUGAAAAGAAGGAUGGUAGUAAAAGUGAAACUGUUGAUGUUUGUCAUGGUAAAAAAUAUCAUCAGAAACAUGGUAAACGAUCAAAAAUGAUAGAUUCAAAAAAACCUGAUCCGGAUAAAUCAUCAAAACAACAGAAGAAAAAGAAACCGAAAAAGAUGUUGAGUAAUAUUAUGGAUGAGGAUGAGAAAGUUUUGCAACGUUUUUGGUUUAAGCGUGAUCGUAGUCCGCCACCACAAAAUGAAUUGGAGCAACAUUUAUAUGAAUUACGAAUGCGAACACGAAAAGAAAUGCAUACAUUAUUAUUUCUUAACUGUGCUGCGAAAGAAGGUAAGAUUAAAAAGUUGAAAAUGUAUACGGCACUGUUAAACGGAAAAUUACAACAACGUUGGAACAAACAUAUCGAAAUGCUUGAGAAAGAAUUUGAAAUACUCCCAGAAGGACCAGCAGAUUAUAAUAAUAAUAAUUUAUUGGAACGCUUAGAGGAAAAUCCAGAAUUAAUAGAAGCGAUAAAUAAAUUCAAAACUGAACAACCAUUACGUGAAACAAUUAUGGAACAUUCGUAUGAAAUUGCUACAAGAAUGGAAAGACAAUUCUUUAGCCUUAUACCGGGAGUUACUGGUUUAACCACAUAUAGAAAUGCAAUGAUUUGUGAAUUAGCAAGAGAUGAGACAAUUACGAUUACGAUAUAG
This is a messenger RNA of Cercopithifilaria johnstoni, 897 nucleotides long. NCBI's taxonomy places the organism in Eukaryota, Metazoa, Nematoda, Chromadorea, Rhabditida, Onchocercidae. The record is from the annotation of a GenBank genome assembly.